Messenger RNA from Epinephelus fuscoguttatus (brown-marbled grouper), 994 nucleotides. RefSeq lists its product as uncharacterized. The transcript is spliced from 4 exons. Gene Ontology annotation, biological process: epidermal cell differentiation; regulation of transcription by RNA polymerase II. Bases 55 to 909 code for a protein of 284 amino acids. The record is from RefSeq and is a predicted model, not a curated record. NCBI's taxonomy places the organism in Eukaryota, Metazoa, Chordata, Actinopteri, Perciformes, Serranidae. Gene Ontology annotation, cellular component: nucleus. Gene Ontology annotation, molecular function: DNA-binding transcription factor activity, RNA polymerase II-specific; RNA polymerase II cis-regulatory region sequence-specific DNA binding.
UACAAUCAACAGAAGUCAAGGAAAAAGAUAAUUCAGAUUGAUAGAAUUCAAAGGAUGCCGAGGUCUUUCCUUGUAAAAAAGAAACGUGGGGCGUGUGGAGCGUGGCAAUGGAAAGAGCCAGAACAGCUUGAAUGGAAAGAAGAUAAUACAGCAGUGAGUGACAUUGCUGUGGAGCAGAUAUCCUGCAGUCGUGACAUCCAACAGCCUACAGCUGUGCCUCAGUCAGGAGUGUUAGGAUGUGGGACAGCAGCUGGAAUGAGACUAUCAGUACCUUUGGCAGGAUCAGGAGGACCGGGAGCUGACGCCAGACCGAACUGGUCCACACUUAUGUUACGUGGCUCCUUCUACCAUCCCAAUGCACUGGCACUGGUUAGCAGAGCGAAGCCUCGUCCCCGGUCUUCCCCCAGUUCAGGUGACUUUGUGUGCUCAGUGUGCCACAAGAUAUUCCCUCUGCAGCGAAUGUUGACUCGACACCUGAAGUGCCACAGCCUGGUCAAACGACAUCCUUGUCGAUACUGUGGCAAGGGAUUCAACGACACCUUCGACCUCAAGAGGCAUAUGCGAACACACACAGGUAUCCGUCCCUACAAGUGUGAGCUAUGUGAGAAAGCCUUCACUCAGCGUUGCUCUCUGGAGUCCCAUAUGAGGAAGAUCCACGGUGUUCACCAACAGUAUGCCUACCGCCAGAGACGCUCCAAGAUCUUUGUGUGUGAGGAUUGUGGUUACACCUCAAGCCGCCCUGAUGAGUACUUCCUCCAUGUGAGACAGUGCCACCCCGGCAGUCCUGCCCUCCGCAGAUACUACCGCCGCCAGGCCCAUGAGAACAGCAGCUUUGCCUCAGCAGACCGUAAACUCAACCCCUACUUACUGUACUCAUCCCCUGCAUACUACAUGGAGGGGUCAUUCUGAUCCUGGACUACACUGUGUUGUAGCUAUUUCAUUAAAGAUAUUUUAAGAAAAAAAUUGUUAGUUUAAGGAUUUUUUAAAUGUUAAU